AUGGGGGGUCCCAAGCACAACAGCAAGGCCCGUAGCAAGGGCACGGGGAAAGAUACCAUCCCGUUGCCCGAUGGUAUCGUUCUCUCCGGCAGUUCUAUCGCACCUGCAAGCGAUAAUGAGGACCAGCAGGUUGCCUUUGUCCCCGGCGAGUCCAUGGAGAUGCCGACUCGCAAGAAGGUCCGCAAGAAGAUCAAGCCAUCCACCCCCGAAUUCGAAUGGUACGGCUUCCCCGAUUCCGACUUCGUUGCGUCUCCAGAUUGGACCGCAAACAAAGAUAGUGCCGUCAAGGGCGCUCGGUACAACUUCCGUCAUCUUGACAUCACUGUCGACAAGCCUUGGAUCGCCAAUCACCGCCCGCAGUGGCACAACGAUGACUGGGCCGUCGACCAUCACUCGAGCGACUCGACUAUUAGCAACGUUGAAAUGCGCGCCGCUAUGAAGGUGCGAAUUGACGCGAAAUAUCCAACCGGCGGUCGUAUACUCUUUAGAGUCUCCGAGCUAUAUUACAACGGAUGGAACAACAACAUUCGCAAUCCUUCAACCCCUAACCUUGUCGCUAUCCUGCACACCCUUUCUCGGGAUUAUGCCUCGACUCCUCUGCUUGCUGGUAUUCUCUCCAACGAUGAUCCGGACGUACAUGAGGUGUCCAACGUUACGAUGCUGGGGGAGUCGGCAGCCGGCCCCGAAGCCAACCAAGUCCACAAGAUAGGGACCAUUCUCCUUGCAGCCUCCCAUGUUCUCAAAUUCUCCCCCACGUCUCCGCUUCCGGAUGGAGUCAACGUCAGCGCCGACCCGUCCGCUUACGGGCAUCGAUUCCAGCCCUCUACAGAUGGAAAGGCUGUUGCAGGAUACACUAUGGAGGAUUGGUGUCGGGCAAUCAACAUUGUGCUCAUCUUCUGUUACCGCCGAACGGGGCGCACGCUUAUCGCUAGCGAGACUGCCCCCCAGCACAAGGCUGUGACGCAAGUUAUUUAUGUUCCCGAGGAUGAUGACACCGGCUACAUUGGCGAGGCAGAGGCCAGGAACUCGACAGAGAGCAUGCUCAAUCGCGCUCUCUUCAAGUUAGCUCCAGAACAGAACAAGGUCAGGAAGAAGUUAGCAAUGCUAGCCUUGUCUCAGACCAAGAUAGGAGCAGUCGAUCACGUGGCCCGCCACGAGAAGAUUAUCUCGGCCAUCCAGGGUUCAACUAAUCUUACUGACGUGAUUGCCUCGCGAUGCCACGAACAAGGAAUCCACUCCCCGGUCAAGGUUGAUGACGAGACUAUGAGGCUUUUGCUUGAUGUCCUCUGCGAUCGCGUCGAGAUUAACCGACACACAAAGAGCUUCGAUGCUAUUGCGCCAACCUUUUCUGAAAUCAGUCCCGACUAUAAUCCACAGCACUUUCAGGACUUUCUCGAAAUCGGUUGCGCUGAUUUACACCUUCAGGUCCAGGCUGCCAGAAGCGAGCCGGCCGACUCGCAAGCUCGCAAAGAAGCUGACAUUGCUAUCAACCGUGCAUUUGAGACUUGGCUUAUUAACUCGACUGUGUCCGCUGAAUGUCCUGCCGAGGACGCUGACGACCUUGAGCAUAUUUCUCGUCUUCAAGGAUACACUGAUUGGCGAAACUGCGCCCCGAGCAGCCGCCGACCAGAUUACAAGCUGUUCCCGCAUCAAGUUAUAGAUUCAGAUUACAUGUUGCGCUUAGAGAAGACUCCCUUUAAGGGCGGCAUUAUUGGACAUGGCGUUGGAACUGGCAAAACGAACAUUAUCUUUAACCUUGUUGCUGCGGCUGCAGAUGAGAUUGACCGGAACAUUGCAACAAGCUCUGACGCGCCUAAGGGUCCCUUCUUCCCAACCCUUGUGCUUGCGUCUACUGCCAACUUUUCCCAGGUGUGGUAUAAGUCCAAGGUCUUUGAAGACAAGUUGAAGUUCUAUUUCUACUACUCUUCUCGCUCUGUUCUACCCAAGAAUGACGGCCGCUGGAAUUCUACUUGGAACUGGGACGAGCUUGACAGGAAGCUACACGGACUAGAUCCCAAUGACCCCCAGACUGCUAGAGUCGUUGUCUUGUCAACCCAUAGCACCUACUUUGGCCGCACCACGAAGUACAAGACAAUUCCUAUCCGAGUUCAGCCUAACAUUCUCCCUGGCUUUUUGAAAUGCGCAUCCGGCGAAGACGUCCAUCCGAAUGGUCGCAUGUAUGCCCUUCCGACCCAUCAUAACAAGCCAGUUGUGCCAGAUAACUACUUCCAGCCUGAUUGCUAUUCAGUUGUUGAGGAUGAGAACGAGGCUCACUGUUUCAUAGGCCUGUGGGAGAUCACCCACCGUCUUGCGGAUUGGAAACGGUCCUGGGCCCGUGUUAUUGUCGAUGAAGCCCACUAG
This is a messenger RNA of Colletotrichum graminicola M1.001, 2361 nucleotides long. RefSeq lists its product as uncharacterized. Bases 1 to 2361 code for a protein of 786 amino acids. NCBI's taxonomy places the organism in Eukaryota, Fungi, Ascomycota, Sordariomycetes, Glomerellales, Glomerellaceae. The record is from RefSeq and is a predicted model, not a curated record. The transcript has 4 exons.